CCUCCUCCCGACGCCCUCAAAACGAAAACAAAAAAUGGAGUUCUCAACAUUCCAACCCGCCUUUUCAUGGCCUUACUUCUUCACCUCUCCUCUUCUUUUUCCUUCUUGCAUCAUCCCGGAAAACUGUGUCCACUGGACUGAAACCCAAGAGUCUCAUAUUUAUAAGGCCGAAUUGCCUGCAGGUGUGAGGAAGGAGGAAAUUAGGGUUGAAGUUGAGGACUCGCGGUACCUCAUAAUCCAAACACAAGGUACUGAAAAGGAAAAAGACCCUACCGGGAGCUUCAUGAGGAAAUUCAGGCUUCCACCUAUGGUCGAUAUCAAUGGAAUCUCUGCUGGGUACCAAAACGGGGUGUUGAGGGUUACAGUUCCAAGAAGAAGCCGCUUAAGAAUUGAUCCCGGUGACAUGCCUGAGAGAAACGAAGUUCUUGCACCGGCGGCUUCACUUGUUUAAUUAUAAAUCAUUUUAGCUUCUAAGGAUUUUCUUUCUUCUCCCUCCUUAUCAUGUUUUCUUUUUUCCUUCUUAUGUUUGUUUCUUUUUUCUUCUUCUAUUUUGAUUUUUGAGUAAGUUAUACGUCGUGGGUGUUAAUGGGAGGUGAUGGACAAUUUGAUAUCGUUAGCGUUAUGGUGUAUUACGGCUUGAAGCCUUGAAG
Messenger RNA from Nelumbo nucifera (sacred lotus), 650 nucleotides. RefSeq names its product 15.4 kDa class V heat shock protein. Lineage: Eukaryota; Viridiplantae; Streptophyta; Magnoliopsida; Proteales; Nelumbonaceae. The record is from RefSeq and is a predicted model, not a curated record.